Messenger RNA from Cladocopium goreaui, 1479 nucleotides. The record is from the annotation of a GenBank genome assembly. NCBI's taxonomy places the organism in Eukaryota, Dinophyceae, Suessiales, Symbiodiniaceae.
AUGGCGUCACACCGGGCUAGAAAGAAGCAGCGCAGCAGCGAUGUUGAUAGCAAACCGUUUUCACCGUUGCUGGACCAAGAGAACAGCGAUGUCUUGACUUCUUCAGGUGCCACCCAGAAUGCGGAACUUGUAGCUGCGGCCCAAGAGGCGCUGGACAAGAUCUUGACCUUGUUUCCGGGCCUUGACACCGACAGCGCCCUUGGCCUGGGAAAAGGUGGUCAGCAAGUGCCCAUUCGACAAUCAUCGAUAAAUGACCUCGGUGAAAGGUACUACAAGGAGCCGAAUCCCUACCAUGGGUCAAUGUUCCGAGACAUUGAUGACGAAGAGAAAGUGCUGGAGUGGAAACGACACUUGCUGUCAGUGAAUGUGCAGUACAUUGUGGCGAACUCCGAAGAUCAGAUCUACUUUCUGAGCGCCAAUGAACGACAGGAUUUGAAAUCGAACAAGGUCACAGAGGCGUUCGUUGACACCUCCAUAACGCUUCACAAAAGGGUUCUCAGCAACCCCUCAUUGCUCCAGUUACUUCUGGAGUCGGAUGAAGUGAAGGGGAAUCCUUUCGACAGCUGGGCUAAGUUGCAGAUAUUAGUGCAGAAGUCGAAGACUGCCAAAAACAUUGAGUGGUACGAUGGCUGGCAGAACAACUACCUUUCCCAAGACCUUCUCACCUGGCGCGGCUUGAAAGAUGGCUUGAAUGGUAAGGGUACCGUGGAUCUCUUUGUGGGCCAGAUGGACCUCCGACUGCAUCUUCAGCAGCACGUUCCAGUCCACGUUCCGGAACUUGAUUCGACACAGGAAGCCCGCUCCGUACUUCCGGUGACUGUGCUGGCAGCAAAGAAAAACGGUGGUGGUAAGGAGGCUGUUGAAAAAGCCCCAGUCUUUGAAGAGGAAACUGUGAAGAAGAUUGACAACACCACCAAAAUGCAACAAGCUUUCGCAGCCACGGCUUUUGGUGAAUGGAGAGGGCAGGUGGAUGCUGAAACGAGGCAGAUCACGAAACUGGUGGCCAUUUACCUGGACACAAAAACCGUGGGAGAGGCUGCUACUCAGCCAGCAGUUCGCAUGCCUCCGCUCCGUGAGGGGCGCCACAAUCGCCUCUUUUCGGCGGCAAUCGCCUUGCGUUGGAAUGAAGAGGACAAGUCGCUUCAUGAAGGCGAUGGCAUUGUGAUUCAAGAUGGAGGCUUGUGGUCGAGUCUGAUGUCUGCACUGAAAACUCCUACAAAUGCCAGUCUACCCAAGCCCAAGAUCACGAAAUACCUUCUUUGGAGUGAACAGUCGCUACGUGCUCGCAAGACCAGGGACAAGGGAGCCCAAUUGACACAGAUCGAACGGCUGCAGGUGAUCCUUCCAGAGGACGAGGCCGAGACUUGGCGAAUGACUCUGGCCAAGAAGAAGCUGCUCUUUGGGCCUGCGGGUUUCAUCAAAGUUGGCUCAAAAGGGGAACCACAACCACCGGAGAGCAAGACGAGUAUUCUAGCUUAA